AUGCCCCGUAACGAGGAUGAGAGACUCGACGAGACCACGGCGCUCCUGCCUGCGAAGGAGCCCAAGCCCGUAACGCCCCUUCCCAGGCUGCAAAUCGGAAUCCUCCUCCUCCUCCAGCUCGCUGAGCCUAUCACCUCCCAAUGUAUCUAUCCGUUCAUCAACCAGCUCGUGAGCGAGCUGGAUAUCACGGGUGGGGAUGAGAAAAAGGUUGGAUACUAUGCCGGCAUGAUUGAGUCGGUCUUCUUCCUGACUGAGGCGAUGUUUGUUCUCCAAUGGUCGCGCAUCUCAGACUACAUCGGGCGCAAGCCUGUCCUUCUGACGGGGAUGGCAGGCCUUUGUAUGUCGAUGAUAUGCUUUGGAAUUUCCAAAACGUUCCUGCACUUGGUCCUUAGCCGCUGUUUGGUCGGGGCAUUGAAUGGCAAUAUCGGGGUCAUCAAAAGCAUGAUGGGAGAAUUGACCGAUUCGACUAACAUGGCGCAAGGCUUCGCGCUGAUGCCAGUCGUAUGGUCCGCUGGCGCGACCUUGGGUCCGAUGAUCGGUGGGCAAUUGGCGAAGCCCCACGACAGAUGGCCAAACCUCUUCACGGCUCCCAUCUGGACACAGUAUCCUUACCUCCUACCAUGCGCCGUCUCUGCGUCCUUCUCCGCGUUCACGUUCGUGAUUGCGUCUAUUUUCCUGAAGGAGACCGUGCAACGGAGGCAUAGCAAGCAGAAGUCUGUGCGCAUCCUCGUACAAGCCGAAGAAGACCCUCUCCUCCGAGAAGAGUCGCUCGAAGACCCCGCGACACUGCGCUCGCUCAUGGUCCGCCCCGUGCUGCUCUCGGUCCUAAGCUACGGCACGCUCUGCCUGCUCGACAUCGCCUAUCGCGCGAUCCAGCCGCUCUUCUUCAGCACGCCCAUCGCGCUCGGCGGACUGGGCUUCACGCCCGCUACGAUCGGGCUCGUCCUCGGCAUCUUCGGGCUCCUGAAUGGCUCCCUCCAGGCUCUGUUCUUCGCCCGCGUCAUACGACGGUGGGGCCCCAAACGCGUCUUCAUGGCGGGCAUGGCGUGUUUCGUGCCGCUCUUUGGGAUGUUUCCUGUGAUCAACGCUUUGGCGCGGCCAGACGGCCUGACGUAUAUCGUGUGGGCUGCCAUCGUGCUCCAGCUCACCAUCUCAGUGGUCAUGGACAUGUCCUUCGCUGCGUCUUUCAUGUUCGUGACGACCUCCGCGCCGAACAAACGCUCGCUCGGCGCAACGAACGGCGUUGCGCAGGUCAUUGCAGCACUCCUGCGUUCGGUCGGGCCGGCAUCAGCAACGUCGCUCUUCGCGCUCUCCCUCGAGCACAACUGGCUCGGCGGCAAAGCGGUGUACGUCAUCCUGAUGCUCACCUCGUGCGUGCUGUGGUUCGUGGCCAUCCCGCUGCCAUAUGAUGGCUGGACAAGGAACUGGUAG
This is a messenger RNA of Rhodofomes roseus, 1431 nucleotides long. Its product is annotated as MFS general substrate transporter. The coding region runs from base 1 to 1431 and encodes 476 amino acids. Gene Ontology annotation, biological process: transmembrane transport. Lineage: Eukaryota; Fungi; Basidiomycota; Agaricomycetes; Polyporales; Fomitopsidaceae. The record is from RefSeq and is a predicted model, not a curated record. Gene Ontology annotation, molecular function: transmembrane transporter activity. The transcript has 8 exons.